UCCUUUUCACAUAAUUAUGUUAGUACAGUUCAUAUUAAUUGCUGGAAGAUUAUUAAUCAUAAUAAGUGUUGUUUGUAAUGUUUGAGCUGGCUAUGUUUCAUAAUCUUGAGCCAAGCUAAGUCAACAUCAGUGGUUUCAAGUUGGUUCAGAAAGGGGAGAUGGACUCAAUUACAAAUAAUGCAUAACCACCCUGAGGCCAUGCGAUUAUUAAUUUUUUAGAGAGGGUUGGGGGAAGAGAUAAGGGCAUGGAAGCCAGCUAACCAUGGUAUAUGACUGGAUGGAGACCUGCAGAGGGUUUAUCUGAUUUUCAUUUUAGAUAGUUGCCUUGGUAAGAAUCAGAGUGCUUGGCCUGUAUGCUUCUAUUUGUGGGGACGGUUCAGAUUGAUGAAGCAACUCUGCUUAUAUAUCUGCAUUGAUUGCUGGAUAAGCCUGGAGACUAAAGACAUAAUGAGGUUCAUUUGUAUAAUAUUAUAGAGAAAACAGUAUUAUAAUGAAAACAUUAAAAAUAAUGUCACUGGUUGUCCAGGGUUCUGGGAAAUUAAUGUAGUAGAGAUUUUCCUUUUUUUGACAAGAUGUAGUUGUCAAUCUGAGGUCUCUAAAAAGUUGGAAUAAUGUCUACCUGUUUCAUUUUUAGACAAAUAAAAAGUAAUGCUGUGUGGCUUAUCAGUCAUUGUAGCUUGAAACAUCAUCCCCAGAUCUUGUCUUUUUCCUUCAAAUGAAGAUGAGAGCACAGAUAAGUGGCAUAGAAGGGGCUAGAAUCAGACUGCAGGUGGACUAAAUCACCUUUAAUACUGAUUGUACUUAAUGUCCUUUUGAAAAUGAUGUCUUUUGUACAAGUGUUUUAUUCACAGAAGUUGUGAAGUGAACAAAGGUGCAUCACAUUUUGAAUCACCCAAGCACAUGUCCUUUUUCAAGAAAAUAAGAUACUGCAAGUUCUCAAGUGAUGUGAUAUUGUUACCACUUCAAUACUAGCCACCCGUGGGAAACUGUUACAACAGCUGCAAUGCAGAAAUACCCAAACCCUAUGAACCCAAGUGUGGUUGGAGUUGAUGUGUUGGACAGACAUAUAGAUCCCUCUGGAAAGUUGCACAGCCACAGACUUCUCAGCACAGAGUGGGGACUGCCUUCCAUUGUGAAGUCUCUUAUUGGUGCAGCAAGAACAAAGACGUAUGUGCAAGAACAUUCUGUAGUUGAUCCUGUAGAGAAAACAAUGGAACUCAAAUCUACUAAUAUUUCAUUUACAAAUAUGGUUUCAGUAGAUGAGAGACUUAUAUACAAACCACAUCCUCAGGACCCAGAAAAAACGGUUUUGACUCAAGAAGCUAUAAUCACUGUGAAAGGAGUUAGCCUCAGCAGUUACCUUGAAGGAUUGAUGGCAAGUACGAUAUCCUCCAAUGCUAGUAAAGGCCGAGAAGCAAUGGAAUGGGUAAUACACAAAUUAAAUGCUGAGAUUGAAGAACUGACAGCCUCAGCAAGAGGAAGCAUACGGACUCCAAUGGCUGCAGCAGCAUUUGCAGAGAAGUGAUAGUGAAAGUUGGUAGGCAACGUCGGGUACUCCAGCUCUCUCCAAGCUGACUAUAUAUUUAUUUGUUAUUUAAAAAAAUGCAACUAUACUUUAGGUAUUUUUUUUUCUAAGUUGGUAUAAGGCUAUGUGACUUGAUCAAAACAGAUGCAGGGCCUGUAAAUAAAACGGAUCAUCUGAAAUUAAUGUUGUUUGAAAUUAACUAUCUGAUUUUGAGGGUUCCAGUAUUUCUGUGAAAAUUCAACAAGAAUUCCUUGGAAAUGAGUACUGAUAUUGAAUCUUCUUAAGGUAGGAUUUUCACGCUUUUCAUACACUGGAACUCCACCUGACUUUGGACCAACCCCAGAACACAGCAGAGCCCACUGCCCUGCUGCUGUAUACUUGAACAGCUUGCACAAGGGAACUCACCUAAAAGGAGAAAUUGUGUAGUUUUAAAAUAUAUUUUGUGUAAAAUAACUUGCUCUGCUAUAAACCACCAUUAAAAACCAGUGUUUUGAUUUGGUACUUAAUAUUUUUGGAGUGAAAAUUAUCACUAAAGUAACAUGACUCCAACAAAAGUCUGGUUUCAUUAUAUUAAAGAGUACUGUAUUGAUUUGCCAAAGUUUUGUAACUUAGUAAAGGUAUUAACUUCCUUGGAUUUGUACUUUAUGAUUUAGUAUGCUGUACCGUGGGCUGGUUAUGUUAACUGAAAAAAAUAAAGUCAUUACCUGAGUUUUGCAGCGCUCUAACUUAAACAGAAGAACGGCUGUUCACAUCUUUUAGCAUUUCACAUUUGCCUAACUUAAAAAUUGCCAUGUGUCAAAAUCAUGGUUUUGUAAUUGCUAAGACAUGAUAUGUCAGGUUAUUUGAAUAUAAUUACUUUUUGAAGUAAUUGUGACCACAAAACAUCUUUUUUACAUUAAGGAGCUGUACAUCAUUUGAAAUUACUCAAGUGAUGUCUUGCUCUGAAGCAUAAACCCCAGGUACUGAAUGUUUUUAAUAAUAUGGUGCCAAUGCAGGGUUUGGGGGUGGUGGGAAAGAACAAGGAUAAUGGUGGGGGGAGGCUUGGCCUGAAACCAACCACUGAGUGAAUUGCACUGCAGCUUUUAUUGAUGGGAAUUCUGUGUUUGGGAUGUCAGAGGGCAGCUUGCAAACUGAAAAUCCAAUAAAUGUACUUUGUUUUCUAUUUUGUAGCAGCCAAUUAGUAACCACUAAAUAAUAACUUUGACAUUUGCAAUUGUUGCAUAGAGAGUAUUUUUGCUACAAGAUGAUUAGCUCUUGCCUUUAUUUUACAGUGCUUAGUGUGAUAAACUUCUAGUCCUGUUUCCUAUCAGAGACCAGUUAAUAUAUGUACAUAACCACAGAAAUAGUAUAACCAAACUAUUUUUAAAUUAUCGUUUUCCUACUUAAAAAUUGUAUAGCUUAAGACUUUUUAGGACAUUUGUAAAAGCAGAUUAAAUUCAAUAAGGUUUCUGAUUUUUUUUGUAACCGGAUAUAGUUUUUACAAGUGAAAUAACAUUUCAGCUAAAUAUCGCUAAAUAAUUGAUAUUUGAUGAAAAUCUGCCUUGUAUAAUUUCUGCAAAUUAUACUUGUUCUGAAAAAGGUGUCAUGCCCUAAUAGAUUUUUAAACAAAUCCUUAUCCUUUUUUUAAACGCUGAUCUAAUUAUAAAACUAUAAAUUUUCAUUUUCCAGUGCAGUUGGUUACAUUUUUUGAAAUAGCUGGUAAUUGAUAGCUUUUACCUGUGAAUCAUAAAUGCACCGCAAGCAAAUGAAUUUAAGAGGACUAAACUGGAAUAAGUGUUCAUAAAUGAAACCCUUGGACUAUUUAAUACUAAAGUUGAAAUGUGGAUUAAGAAAAACUUUUGUUAAUAAAAACUUUCUUUUAAGU
Molecule: messenger RNA, 3389 nt
Organism: Sapajus apella (tufted capuchin)
Lineage: Eukaryota; Metazoa; Chordata; Mammalia; Primates; Cebidae
Gene: PRELID3B
Product: PRELI domain containing 3B
Exons: 6
Coding region: 1004-1525 (173 amino acids)
Biological process (GO): phospholipid transport
Cellular component (GO): mitochondrial intermembrane space
Molecular function (GO): phosphatidic acid transfer activity
Source: RefSeq, a predicted model, not a curated record